Prunus armeniaca (apricot) is the source of this 1059-nucleotide messenger RNA. The record is from the annotation of a GenBank genome assembly. NCBI's taxonomy places the organism in Eukaryota, Viridiplantae, Streptophyta, Magnoliopsida, Rosales, Rosaceae.
AUGGCUUCCCUGGGCUCCGCCUCAUACUGGUGCUACACAUGUAGCCGAUCGAUUCGGGUUCGGAUCCGGGCCCAAGACUCGAUCCUCUGCCCCGAUUGCGGAGCCGGAUUCAUCGAAGAGAUCCAGACCCCGACCCGAUCUCCGCUCCACCACCCAUUCCCCACCGCCGCGAUGUUCCUCGACAACACUCCAAUUUCGCAGAGCCCGAGCCCACCUAAUCUCCGCCGGAGCCAGAGAAGCAGCCGCGAUCGCUCACCGUUCAACCCGGUUAUUGUCCUCCGAGGCCCACCUGACACCGAAUCCGACCCGGGAAGCUUCGAGCUUUACUACGAUGACGGAGCCGGUUCGGGCCUCCGCCCUCUGCCGUCGUCCAUGUCGGACUUCUUAAUGGGAUCGGGUUUCGACCGGCUGCUCCACCAAUUGACCCAAUUGGAAAACGGCGUCGCACGGCUCGACCACCCUCCGGCGUCAAAAGCCGCCAUCGAGUCCAUGCCCGUCAUCAAAAUCGCUGACGACCACGUCUCCACCGAGUCGCACUGCGCUGUUUGCAAGGAGGCGUUCGAGCUCGACUCGGAAGCUCGCGAGAUGCCCUGUAAGCACAUCUACCACUCCGACUGUAUAUUCCCAUGGCUUUCGCUUCGAAACUCGUGCCCAGUUUGCCGCCACCAGCUCCCUACUGACGUGCGCGGGCCGCGUGGCAGAGCCUCGCCGGAGAAUAAUGGUGUGGCUGGAGAAGAAGAGACGGUGGGGUUGACUAUCUGGAGAUUGCCCGGGGGCGGAUUCGCUGUGGGCAGGUUCACCGGAGGCAGGAGAGCUGCUGAGCGUGAGCUUCCAGUUGUUUACACUGAGAUGGAUGGUGGGUUCAAUACGGCUGGUGCCCCUAGGAGGAUUUCAUGGGCUUCUAGAAGAAGAGCGAGGGAGAGUGGUGGGUUUGCUCAGGCUUUUCGCAAUUUCUUCUCCUUUUUUGGGAGGCUCAGAAGCUCGAGAAGCGGGUCUGGUAAUGUGUUUAGUAGAUCAUCAAGGAGGAGAAGCCAGCGUUGGGCUUUGGAAGAUAACUGA